AUGAGGCGUGUAAUAGUCUUAGGGGAUGUCCUCAAUAACACAUGGGAAUUGAGAAUCGUUAGGAAUUGCAAAUAUAACUGCACAGCAUGGAACUUCUAUUUAAGGAGGUAUUCAGAAAACAAAGAAGUUGAGGACGAAGUUAAGUUGUUAGUCAAAGUGGUUUCUUAUGGACUUGUGCUGCAAACUAAAAAUGUUAUCUUUCUCCCUGGUAUGAGAAAAAGAAAAGUUGCGACAAUGGAAGAUUACAAGUUGGAUUUCUUUUUCAUAUUUGAAAGCAAGGCGGCAAAGAAUAAGGAUGUUGCAGAAGAAUUUCAAAUUGUGAAAUUGAACAAUUUAUCCGCAAGCUUUCAAGAAAUGUUUGAGAAAGAAUACAUGACAGAUACAAUUUUAGUAUGCGAUUCCAUAACUCUGAAAGCUCACAAAUGUGUUCUCAGUUCCCAGUCUCCAGUUUUUGAAGCCAUUUAUGCAAAUAAUAACCUUACUAGUAAACUGGACAGGGUAGUCAUCGAAGAUAUAAAUCCAUCUAUUUUUCGGGCAAUGGUCAGUUUCAUGUAUUCUGGUCGAUUGAAAAUGGAAUCUGAAGCAAUGGCUUACGAUCUUCUGCACGCGGCAGCGAAAUAUCAAAUCGAAGGGUUGAAAGAGGGAUGUAUAGAAUAUUUAAAGUCAAUUUUAUCUUGUGCAAAUGCAAUUAAAAUUCUUGAAAUAGCUCAUGUAUCUGACAAGCAAAUGAAGUUACAUUGUUUGAGUUACAUUAAAGAACAGUAUGAACAAAUAAAAUUAACAGAAAACUGGAGAGAUCUCAAACUGAAAAAUCCUACUUUGGCAUUAGAAGUUUACUCCUAUAAUGAAAGUUCCAAUGUGAAUUAA
Messenger RNA from Parasteatoda tepidariorum (common house spider), 867 nucleotides. NCBI's taxonomy places the organism in Eukaryota, Metazoa, Arthropoda, Arachnida, Araneae, Theridiidae. The record is from RefSeq and is a predicted model, not a curated record.